GUCAGCUCUGGUCGUCCGCGCCGGAGCGCAUGAACGCAGGCAGCGCGGCGCACGAGGACCGCGCGCCCGGGCUCGCUCCAGAAGGAGGCGCGCCUCCCGCCACCGCCGCCACAAUCAGAACCCCUCACACCUGAGGAGGAGCGCAGGAGCUGAGGCGGGUCCGUUCUGCCACGCCGCGCGGAGCCGGUGGGACCGGGACGGGGUUCCGGAUCGAGCUGGGAGGCGAGGUUACCGUUAGCGCACGCCGCUAUCGCUCCACGAAGAAGGCAGAAGCUCCUCAUCAUCAGCUGAGAGUACGAUCAGUAAUCCGAAAGUCACUUCAAAGAUUCCCAGCUAACUUUGCCUGCCGUGGACACGGUUACCAGGAGAGGAUCACACCUGAGGCGUCUGCUUCCCACCCCCCUCCUGGAAGCUGAUGCUUCUGAUUCAACAGCAGGAAUGAAAUCAACAGGUGAAUCAUUGCAUAGCAGAUGACUUAUCAGUCAGUGACUUGGCAGAGUCAACAACAGCGGACCAGCAGAAGGCAGCAGGAUUCUGCAAAGAGACUGGCUCUCACAGAGGACGUCCAUGGAGGAGUGAUGGCAGCAUGUUCUCAGAGGAGCUUCUUCCUUCCUGUCGUCCGCUCUCCUGACUAUGGGGGGGUUGUCUGCUGAGCUCCGAAGCUGAUUCUUGACUGGAGAGGAUGUCUCCACUCAGUCAGAACAAAUUCUUGGCUUUUUUUCUCCUCUGCUGCGCCCUCACCUGCACGACUCUGCUGUUCAGCUUCACCUUCAGCGACCCCCCCUUUCAUUUCCUCAAGUAUGCUUCUCGCAUUUCUGGCAGCUUUUUCUCCAAAGACAUCUGUGCAUGUGAUACGUGCAUGGCAGAUGUGGGGGGCGACGCUUGGUUGGCUGACCGCUUCAAUCAGUCCAUUCUCCCUCUGAUGACCCGGGACAACAGCGCCCUCUCUGAUGACACCUACAGGUGGUGGCAGUGGCUGCAGAGGGAGGGGAACCCAGCGAACUACACCAGGGUGGUGGAGGAGCUGUUCCGACUCAUCCCAGAUGAGGGGGGUUUCAUGGACGCUGGCCCGCAGCGCUGUAGGACGUGCUCCGUGGUGGGGAACUCCGGGAACCUGAAGGGGUCCAGCUAUGGGAAGCUGAUCGACACCAGUGACCUGGUCAUACGGAUGAACAAGGCGCCCACCAAAGGCUUUGAGAAGGACGUCGGAGCCAGAACGACGCACCAUGUCAUGUACCCAGAAAGUGCGAUAGAUCUGAGCAACACCACCAGUCUGGUGCUGGUCCCCUUCAAGACUCUGGACCUGCAGUGGAUGAUUAGUGCCCUGACCACCGGCACUAUUAGAGGAACAUACAUGCCUGUGAAGGCCUGGAUUAAAGCAAACAAGGAUAAGGUGGUGGUCAUCAACCCAAGAUUCAUCAAGUACGUCUACGAGUCCUGGCUUGAGGGACACGGGCGUUACCCAUCCACCGGCUUCCUGACCUUGAUGUUUGCCCUCCACAUAUGUGACGAGGUCAAUGUGUUUGGAUUUGGAGCCGAUCAGCAUGGAAACUGGCAUCACUACUGGGAGCACAACCACCUGGCCGGAGCUUUCCGUCACACCGGGGUCCACGAUGGAGAUCAUGAAUACAAUAUCACCGUAACGUUAGCAGACAAGCACAAAGUCCAGCUGUUUGGCGGUAGAUAGUACCAACCGCAUGGGGACUUUUCCAGAUUUGCCACUGUCUGCCUUGAGCAGAAUAUUUUAUUCCCAUAUUUCUAUUUGGGCUUUUACUGUCUGUUCUGUUUGUUUAUUCAACCUGCAGGUUAAAAAUAAUUUUAUUUUCAAGCCAGUAAACUUUUUGGUUCAGUUCAACCACAAAGAAGCAGUUGCUUUCCCUUCUCUGAUACAGAGGGAGGGUGUGUGAGAGGUCUGUGCACAAGCGCGGGGCACUACAUCCUUCAGAGGGACAGAUACUCCAACAUGCAUCAUGUCAGAGCAUCAGCGUUUGAGCAUAAAAAGCCACUUGUCAGGGGUUCUGGCUUUACACUUGUCUGCUUCCAGAUAAAGGCAAAAGUGAGCCAGAUCGGAAGUCAUGCGGCAGAGUUUAAAGCAGACAAACUUUUAUCCACUCCUUUAUUGUUGGGGUCACAAGGGUCGUUGGAGUUUACCUGCACUGGAGGCAGCAUACAGGUGGUCAGUCCACACACUCAUCGUCACUGGUGAUGAAGGACCCAAUAUGCAGACAACCAGGCUUCAACAUUUAAUUCAAUUUAGACAAAAAACACAAGGAGAAACAAAAAGAUGCAGAAAAGCAGAUGACCUGACAAUGAUGAACUGCAAACCAGACACUGAGAAUCAUUAACACAGAUCAAGACAGCUGUGGAGAAUUGGCAACCUAAACCUGGUGUGACUGACAGAGGGAAAGCAGCAAAGAGAACGUGACCAUAAGCCAAUUUAGAGUGCACCAUCCUUACACUCACAACAAGAUCUAACUCCCAAACCGACCUGUUUGACACAUUUUGUAGUGUGGGAGGAAGCUAAAGAAAGCCCACGUCUGCUCAGGAAGAACAUGCACACUCCGCACAGACAGGACUCGGUCAGGAUGUGAACCAGGACUUGGUUUCUGUGAGGGCACUGGGAUGUUUUCUGCAUUUCUGUUGUUGCAUCUGUUUGCAGUCUCCUGCCCUUUGGUUUUUAUUUUCUGUGGGCUGUCCAAAGCUAAAACCCUGACCUCAAAAAGACAGAAGCAUUAGAAACAGACUCCGAAUCAGGGGUUCUGCUGCACUUUUACUGUUAGAAAGUUAUGUUGAAAAAAAACAAAUGAUUCUUUAGAAAACACUGAAGGCACCAGACUAAUAUCAGCUGAAGCAACAAUUUCAUAAUUAAGAGAAAAACAUGGUUUAGCUGAGAAAUGUAGAGUUCUAGGAUUGGUCAAAUGUGGAUUAUGUAGAGGUUUUUAAAUAUUCCUGUGGCUGAAGAACGCAUUUAUUUUCUUCAGGCAGAUGCAGUUCGUCUCUACGUUUCUGUAUUUCAGUGCCUUAAAAGACGAUAGUUUUCUGUCCAGAAUCGGGUCAGGGCCACACACAUUCAAUUUGAAGGUCUGUGAUGAGGCUCCUCCAAAGCAUUGAAAUAAUCAAAAAGUUUCCUGUGGUUUUUCAGAAGGAAAAACUCCUGAAAAUUCAUCAGAAAGGAAAUCGUCAACCCACACGAUGAUGAAUGACAUGAAAAACUUCACGGAAAACUUUGUGAAUGUUGGAUCAACAGAUGAAAACGUUUCCUGUAGAAACAUAGACGAGUGCUGCGGUCAUUACUGAGGUCCGAGCCGCUCAGACUGGGACCUGCAAAUGAGACUUCUUUCCCAAGUCUGUGCAGUUACCCCCCCACAGCAUGAUGCUGCCGUCACCGUGCAGCACUGUUUAGAAGGUGUUCUGCUCUGAAUCAUCCUUUCAGACAUUCUUCUUUUGUUCAUUUUCUCUCGAUGAAACCCUUCAUGGAAACAUCUUGGAUUGAUAUAAAUUCAGCUCCUUUUUUCCAUCAAGCAUCCAGGUCGUGCUGCCCUCUACCUUUGAAAACACCAGAUCCAAUAUAUUUCUAAGAGGCCUAUAAGGAGUCCUGGAUAUGUUUCUGUCAUCCCUGACUGUCCCCUGCAGAAGUUCCUCUCAGUUUGAAGAUUUUCCCUCCUUCAUCCUGGUGCUUUCUCAGCGACCCUGAAGUGCUGCGGACUCUGGGUCCUUUACCAGAGUCUGCAUUUACAGAUUUAGCCCAGGACACUUCAACUGCUCACAGAAAAGCAAUGUCAUAUCAUUUGGAAGGUCAUGUUUUAUCUACAUAUGUUGACAUGCAACAUGUGCAUAUUUUUUGGUCUUUUUAGGGGUUUUUCAAUUCUCACUUCACAGAAUGGAGAUGUUUUCUCUGUCCUAUCAGAUCAGAUUUAAUACUUCUUCGUGUCAUUAGAGCAAACUGUCCUCCUGAACUUGAGCUUUCUCUGAUCUUAAGGUGUGGUUGAAUGAUUGACUGCAGUGGAAGAACGUGAUGCAUGUAAGUUAGUACUUUUACAGCCUAUGCUGGAUGCCUUAUCACUAAAACCAAUGAGAUAUUGUACGUUUUAUAUGUACAUUGUGGCAAACAUUGUAGUGCCUUUAAUGUGACUUUUUUAAAACUUUAUUUUUCCAUAAAAUUUUACUGUAAAAGCGUUAUUUUAUAGUUCUGAGAGGGGUUUCUGUAAUCCUGAUACUUUCAUUUUUCCUUCUAAGAUUUUAACAUUCAUCAAUGUCCUUCUGUGAUUCUCCAAUGAAAAUGGUACAUUUUUGUAACUGCAUGGACUCUUAAAAACUCUGAUGGAAA
Molecule: messenger RNA, 4327 nt
Organism: Oryzias melastigma (Indian medaka)
Lineage: Eukaryota; Metazoa; Chordata; Actinopteri; Beloniformes; Adrianichthyidae
Gene: st3gal1l3
Product: ST3 beta-galactoside alpha-2,3-sialyltransferase 1, like 3
Exons: 9
Coding region: 683-1687 (334 amino acids)
Molecular function (GO): beta-galactoside (CMP) alpha-2,3-sialyltransferase activity
Source: RefSeq, a predicted model, not a curated record